AUGGCAUCAGAAGACCCUAUGGCCAUGUUUGCGGACAUGAAGAAGAAGAAAAAGAAGCCAAAAGUCGCAUUCUCAGAGGAGCCAGCAAGCGCUGAUGCAGACCCGACGUAUCCACCCAAGGAACCCAUCGACGAUCCUGCAUUGGGACCUGUUACCGCUCAUGAGCGUAUUGCUACGAGUGCAGCAGCGAAUGCUGGAGGUGCAGAAGACGCAGAGGCCGAUGAUCUGAAGAACAUGUUUGGUGAUUUGAAGAAGAAGAAGAAAAAGAAAGAACUGGCGAUAGAGGAGCCAGAACCGGCCCCUGUGGCAGAUGCCAAUGCCAACGAGCUCGACUUUAGCGACAUCAAGAAGCCAAAGAAGAAGAAGGAAGUUCAACUAGACUUGGAUGAUGGUGCGGCACCAUUAGACGACUUUUCGGAUCUCAAAAAGAAGAAGAAGAAAAAGGACAUUCCCAUGGAUCUGGAAGGAGAUGCACCAGCUGCCGAGGGCGCAGAUGAUUUUUCGGACCUCAAGAAGAAAAAGAAGAAGAAGAUUCUCGCCAUGGAAGACUUUGAAAAGGAAUUGGGUAACGAAGCCGCUCCUGCUCCGAAAGCCAAAAAGCCCAAAAAGGUGGCAAUUGAGGAGAAUGAAGAAGGUGGCGAGGAUGAGGAUGAUGGUGAUUUCGACGAGAUUGAAGAGGUCGAUGAAGCCGAGCUCGGAGACAAUCCGUUCGCCGCCGGCGGUGGAGGUGGUGGAGAUGAGGCUGCGGCAUUGUUCAUAGACAGUGACAGGGACUACACAUACGAUGAGCUUCUCUCAAGAUUCUUCCGCCUCCUCCAUGCAGCCAAUCCAAACCUUGCAUCGUCGUCCGGGAAGCGAUAUACACUGGCACCUCCGUCCAUUCAUCGUGAUGGAAACAAAAAGUCGGUGUUCGCCAACAUUGGUGACAUUUGCAAGCGAAUGCACCGUGAGCCGCAGCACGUAAUCAACUUUUUGCUCACGGAAAUGGGAACGACGGGGAGUGUGGAUGGAAGUGGACGUCUAGUCAUCAAGGGCAAGUUCCAGCAAAAGCAAGUCGAAAACAUUCUUCGACGGUACAUUGACGUGCAAGUCACCAGAUACAUUGCUCACGAAAGAGACGCGUAUCUCCUUCAUCACCUGCGAGACCUGCGGUUCGCGGCAGUCGGUAUCGGCGAUCAAGGCUGGUUACACUGCUCAAGUCGGCAAGAGGAAGAAGCAGCAAGUCUAAUCGUCCUCUAUGCCUCGGGUACCGUUGUAGACGAUUCGUUGUAUCUUAACCUUCAAUCAUUAUCUAUUGGCGUCCCACCUCCCAAACGCCAUCUCCCACUACCAAUCCCCAUCCCUUAUCCUUCCUUUUUCUCAAAGCAACAGGACCUCGCAUACCUCGAAGAGACUAUCAUCCGAAACGUAGAUGUACUGUGCAGAAGUGGAGAGGUGCUAGCCAUUAUUGGAGGGUCUGGUUCGGGUAAGAGCACGCUACUGAGCGCAGUCGUGGGUAGACUCGCGAAUCUCCCAGUCAGGAAUGGAGCAAUAUCUUUUUCUCAUACCUCGUCACCAGAAGACGAGAUUCAGCUGCUCACAGCUGGUCAAAUGAAGGACAAGAUUGGCUUUGUCCCGCAAAAUGAUUACCUCUUGCCAAACUUGACAGUUCGAGAAACACUACACUAUGCUGCAGAGCUUCGACUUCCAUCGACCAUUGACCGCCAAACCCGGACGGCAAUUGUUAACCAAACGCUUGAAGAACUCGGUCUCACAGACGCUGCAGAUACAGUUAUUGGAGGAUUCGGAAACAUUCGAAAAGGCAUCAGCGGUGGAGAACGACGGCGUGUCACCAUUGCUUGCAUCUUGGUCGCACUUCCUUCUGUAAUUGUACUCGACGAGCCAACAAGUGGUCUUGAUGCGUUCACGGCAAGUAUUCCAGGCGCUUAUAUUCACAUAGCUGACUUGCCUCAGGCAUACCAACUACUUCUGACGCUGUCAGAGCUCGCAAAACGAAACAGAACCGUCAUUCUAUCCCUCCAUCAACCCCGCUCAGACGCGUUCGCCCUCUUUACCCGACUUCUCGUCCUGUCCAAAGGCUCUGUUGUCUACUCUGGACUGACAUCCCGAUGUCUGCCCUGGUUCGCAUCGCACGGGCUCGAGCCGGAUGUUGGUGUGAAUCCAUUAGAUUUUCUAAUCGACAUCUCGAGCAUCGAAAUUGGUGAUGAUGACAAACGCGAGGCGAGUCAAGCACGUCUCCACCGUCUCGUGGCCGCAUGGAAAGAAAAUGGGGCAGCGUAUACUGCGGAACCAAUGACAGGAGCGGAGAAAGUUGCAGUUUCUAAAGAGGGUGUAGCGACAAGACCGACAUCCGAACGCACACUUAAUCGACCAGGAUAUCUCUCGCAGGUGGCCACGCUUACGGCUCGGGCGAGCAAGAACAAUCUUCGUAAUCACAGUCAAACGAUAGGCUACGCGCUUCAAGCCAUCAUCAUUGGAGUCAUGCUAGGAUUGUCCUACUUUAGGCUAGGAGAGACACCUGCCGAUAUUCAAAGUCUAAAGACGCUCUGCUUUCAGCAUCUCCCAGCCUAUUUCUAUCUCACAAUGGUCUAUUCGAUUUACCGAUACUGCCACGAGCUUGUCGUGUUUGACCGAGAGAGUGCCGACCAUCUGUACAAAGCCGCUCCAUGGGUCGUCAGCGAAUUCGUUUCCAGCCUUCCACUUAACGUCAUCUUCUCAAUGCUCUUCACGGUUAUCAUGUACUUCAUGGCUGGAUUGCGCGUCGACUCACUCGCCCAAAACCUGUUCACCCUCAUUGGCAAUUCUAUCCUCGUUCAGCUCGGGUCCGUUGGCUUUGCUCUCCUUUCGGCAUCACUUUUUCGGCCCUUUGAAAGCGCUUCCUUGGUCGCAAAUGGUUUAUCUAUCUUUCUACUGCUCGCCACAGGCUAUGUUCUCAUCCAUAUCCCGGUAUAUGUCCGCUGGAUUCGCUAUAUUUCGGUGUACUGGUAUGGAUUCCGUAUCGUCACGAUUUCUCAGUUUCGUGGACGAAGGUUUGCGUGCGAGGGGGUGAGCGGAAUCGCGGCGAACCAAUGUGUUGGAGACCGGGUGCUGACUGGUCUGAAUAUCUCCGCGAGCGAUUCCCUAUGGAGAUAUUUCGUUCCGCUUCUGGGCAUAGUCGUGGCUCUCAAUGUGCUGGCAGCAGUCAUUCUGACAUUCUGGAAACCAGGUGGAGUCAAGCACGCCGGAAGACCCGGGUCGUCUGGCAAAGAAGUAAUCAUCGAGAGCGACAUGGAUAUUGCACGUCAACGUGUCAACGUGACUGUAAACCAAGUGUCUCUUGCAUGGUCUCGACCACGCUUCUUCAUACUCCAACCAACGCGAAAGGAGAUCUUAGCGAAUAUCUCCUUCACAUGUCCGUCCGGACAAAUUACUGCAAUCAUGGGUCCUUCCGGAGCAGGUAAAUCAAGUCUCCUACAACUCCUUGCCGCCCGGUCCAUGAAUGCGGGACCCUUUGCACGAUUCGAGCGAAACGGCAACAUAUUAUUUAACGGCAAGACUUUUUCCAGAGCGGACAGCAAUAUGGUGUCGUUUGUGCAACAGGACGACGACUAUCAUCUACCUGCGUUAACAGUCCGUGAGACGCUCCGAUACGCGGCUAUCCUGCGACUCCCGCACACAAUGUCAAAGCGGAGCAAACUUGGCCGCGCUGAGGAAAUGAUUCGUAUGUUUGGGUUAAAUGAUUGUGAGAAUACUCUGGUUGGGGGACCAUUGCUCAAGGGCAUUUCCGGUGGAGAAAAGAGGCGACUCAGUCUUGCGGUGGAAAUGCUAAACGACCCGGCUGUGCUUAUUGUCGACGAGGUGACAUCAGGCUUGGAUGCGGCUACUGCACACAAUGUCAUGCUCAGAUUAAAAGCAAUUUCGGAAAGCGGUCGAACUGUGAUGCGUGGUAUUAUCAUCGGUCCCUUCUCAUUAGAUACAGUAACCCUUCAUCAGCCGCGAAGUGAUAUUUAUCACCUUCUAGACAACGUGAUCGUGCUCGCAAAAGGUGGACGUACGGUAUAUGCCGGCCUACGAAAGCAAGUCGAAUCGACUUUUGCUUCGCAAGGGUACACAAUACCUGCAUACUUUAAUCCUGCCGACUUUCUCCUCGACGUCGUCUCGAUCGAUAGUCGGCCGCUUUACGAAGGUCAAUCACGCGAGCGUGUAGGGAAACUGGUGAGCUAUUGGAAGUCAGAAGAGGAGAAACGAGGACAUGUGGAAGGUGGGAAUACGAUGGAUGAGAAUGGUCAUCCGGAGCCCGUCAUUGUCCAGGAGGAUAGAUUGACCCCGAUGUGGAUUGCGGUACCAGUGUUACUGGAGAGGACGCUACGGAAUAUGUGGAGGCAGCAAUCGAUCUUUUGGGUACGCCUACAACAGGCACCACUGUCUGCCGCGCUCUUCCUACUGUUCUUCCAGAGGCUGAGCAAAGGACCUUCGGGUGGACAAGAUCGUAUCGGGUACUUCCAGCAACUUGUUGGGUCAAUGCCGUUUCUGGGUCUGUUCAGCUCGGUGGCAAUCUUCCCGGCUGAACGAGACGUAUUCUUCCACGAAUACCGGUCGAGUGCGGCAUACUCUACGGCAACGUUUAUCAUCGUCACGACACUGGUGGAAACUCCGUUUACUUUUGUGGCGAAUAUUUUGUUCGCGCUGUUCACGAAUCUCGUGGCAGGUUUAACAACCUCACCUCGUAUCUUUUUCGAGUUUGCGUUUAGCACGUUUGCGAUGCAGAGCUUUGGCGAGAGUGUAGGCAUUAUCUUUGCAACAUUUACGCCUUCGAUGGGGCUGAGCACUUUUCUGGUGUCCACGGUCAUCUCGGUAAUGAUGCAAUUUUCGGGGUUGACUUCGCUCUCUGUGCCAAAGUGGUUGCAAGCAAUUGCGUGGUCCACGGCGGUGAAGCCGGGUAUUCGAUUGCUGGUAAUCAAUGAAGCGUCGGGGCUACACUUGAACUGCCCUCCGGAUACAAUUGCGAGCGGUGAAUGUCUGGUACAGGACGGCUCAGAUCUGAUUGACUUGUUUGGAUGGAAGGAUCUAGAUCGGACCAAACUUGUGCUGAUUAUUGCAGGACUGUGCGUUGGGUGGCGGGUGCUGUCUUGGAUGCUGCUCAUGGUCCAGAUGCGCGGCUGGUGA
Messenger RNA from Serendipita indica DSM 11827, 5145 nucleotides. NCBI's taxonomy places the organism in Eukaryota, Fungi, Basidiomycota, Agaricomycetes, Sebacinales, Serendipitaceae. The record is from the annotation of a GenBank genome assembly.